Messenger RNA from Limanda limanda (common dab), 2621 nucleotides. RefSeq names its product TSR1 ribosome maturation factor (gene tsr1). The transcript is spliced from 15 exons. The coding region runs from base 19 to 2517 and encodes 832 amino acids. Gene Ontology annotation, molecular function: U3 snoRNA binding; GTPase activity; GTP binding. Gene Ontology annotation, cellular component: preribosome, small subunit precursor; nucleus. Gene Ontology annotation, biological process: endonucleolytic cleavage of tricistronic rRNA transcript (SSU-rRNA, 5.8S rRNA, LSU-rRNA); maturation of SSU-rRNA from tricistronic rRNA transcript (SSU-rRNA, 5.8S rRNA, LSU-rRNA); ribosome biogenesis. The record is from RefSeq and is a predicted model, not a curated record. NCBI's taxonomy places the organism in Eukaryota, Metazoa, Chordata, Actinopteri, Pleuronectiformes, Pleuronectidae.
CUCCCCACAUGGCAGAAAAUGUCUGCGACUGAGGAAAAACAACAAGGCCACAGAGCCGGAGGUUACAAACAGAAGAACAAGGGACACAAACAUGGCAAGCACCGGACGAAAGGGGAAGUGGAUAGAGAAAAUAAAGGAAGAGUGUCGGUGACAGCUCUUACCAAGAAACAGAGGAAAGAGCAGAGGAAGAUGGACAGAAGACACAAAGCCAACCAGCUACGGCGGAACAAGAAAGACAUGGUCCUGACAGAGAAGCGGCGUCUCGGCAGCAGGGACGGUCCUCCUCAUCUGGUCGCUGUGGUGUCUCUUCACGCUGGUGUGGACGCCGGUGCUGUCACCAAACUGCUGCGUGGAGAGGGCGCCGGGGGUCUUCUUCAUCAGGAGCACUGUAUCACCGGCAUCAGUGACAGUUUUGGAAUGAUUCUGCCCCGGUUUAAACAGAGGUUCACGUUUCUAAGUCACAGCACAGCUGACAUCCACUCCCUGCUGGAUGUGGUAAAGAUUGCAGAUAGUCUUCUCUUUGUUCUGGACCCCACUGAAGGAUGGGACAGCUAUGGAGAGUACUGCCUAUCCUGCCUGUUUGCCCAGGGCCUCCCCAGCCAUGCCUUGGUGUGUCAAGGUGUGUUCGAUCUCCCCAUGAAGAAAAAGAUUGACUCGAGGAGAGCUUUGUCAAAGAUCACAGAGAUCCGUUUCCCCGACACCCGUCUCUUCGCUCUGGAUUCAGAGCAGGAUGGCAUUUUGCUUCUCAGACACCUGGGCACCCAGAGACAGAGGAAGCUCGGUUACCGCUCCAGACGUUCACACAUGUUGGGUCAGAAUAUCACAUUCACACCCAACACCCCUGCUGAGGGUACAGGUGGAAACACCGGCCUGGGAACUCUCUGCGUCUCUGGGUAUGUCCGUGGUCGUCCUCUACGGGUUGACAGGCUGGUGCACAUCUGUGGACAUGGAGACUUUCAGCUCAGUCAGAUUGACGCACCACAAGACCCUCUUCCCCUCAUCUUCACCUCCAGACCAGUGAAGCUGGGCAAGGGAGGAGACAUAAACAUGCUGGAUACCAUUGAAGACGAGGCUCCAGUGCGGGUGCUCAUGAAAGCCGACCCCUCCUCCAGGGAGAGUCUUCAGAAUGAGGCGGACGUGGAUCCCAUGGACGGAGAGCAGACGUGGCCGACGGAGACAGAGCUGCUGGAAGCUGAAGAGGCCAGGAAGAGCAAACGUGUAAUGAAGGUUCCCAAAGGAACGUCGGACUACCAGGCCACGUGGAUCGUUGACGAAGAUGAGGAGGAGAAUGGAGAGAUAGAUGAAGAAAGCAGUGAUGAUGAUGACGAUGAUGACGACAUGUUGGACGAGGCGAUGGAUGGCGAUGAUGAGGAGAUAAACUCUCAGGACGCUGGUUCAUGUGGUUCAGAGGAGGAGGAAGAAGAGGAAGAGGAGGAGGAAGUGUGCCCCCCCGAACGAGUUGGAGCAGAUCAGAUCUACGAUGAGCACUUGGACGAGACUGCAGAAGAAGAAGGCCUGAAACGCUACCGGGAGGCUCGAGCCAAUGUGCACUUUCCUGAUGAGGUGGACACACCACUCCAGGCGUCAGCUAAAAACAGGUUUCAGCGCUACAGAGGCCUCAAAAGUUUCCGCUCCUCGCCCUGGGACCCCAUGGAGAAUCUGCCUGUCGAUUACUCUCGCAUCUUCCAGUUCAAGAACUUUGAACGCACUCGCCACCGCAUUCUGGCUGAGGCUGCAGAAGUAGAGGAAGAGGGAGCCAUGGCAGGCUGGUAUGUGACACUGCACAUCGUUGACGUGCCUUUGUCUGUGAUGGAGAGCGUGCAGUCAGGCAAACCUCUGGUGCUGGUGUCCCUCCUUCCCCAUGAACAGAAGAUGUCCGUGAUGCAUGUCCUGGUGAGGAGACACCCUUGCAACACUGAGCCGAUCAAAUCCAAAGAGGAGCUGGUGUUCCACUGUGGAUUUCGGAGGUUCAGGGCCUCUCCCAUCUUCUCUCAGCACACCACAGCUGACAAGCACAAGAUGGAGCGUUUCCUCAGGCCAGAUGCCCCCACUGUGGUGUCAGUGUACGCCCCCAUCACAUUCUCCCCUGCAGGAGUCCUGCUGUUCAGACAGCACAAUGAUGGCAUCCAGGACCUGGUGGCUACAGGCAGCCUGCUCAGCUGUGACCCUCGGCGUGUCGUGCUGAAGAGGAUUGUGCUGAGCGGUCACCCGUUCCACAUCAACCGGCGCUCGGCGGUCGUCCGCUACAUGUUCUUCAACAGGGAUGACAUCAUGUGGUUUAAGCCGGUGGAGCUGCGAUCCAAGUGGGGUCGGAGAGGUCACAUCAAAGAGGCUUUAGGAACACACGGCCACAUGAAGUGUGUAUUUGAUAAUCAGCUGCCCUCUCAAGACACUGUGAUGAUGAAUUUGUACAAGCGGGUGUAUCCUCGCUGGACGUAUGACCCCUACGUGCCCUCAUCUUUACCCUGGGUGAAGAGAGAGACCCCUGUGGAGGAGGACGACUCGGACAUGGAGUAGUGGAGGGACCACAAUGCAAGAGACGUACAACCUGUAUUAAACAGUAAUACCCAACAUCCGUGUGUAUGUGCAAUGUGUAUUAAAUACAACAAUUUUGAUCCAAA